Messenger RNA from Elaeis guineensis (African oil palm), 1547 nucleotides. RefSeq names its product peroxisome biogenesis protein 16. Gene Ontology annotation, cellular component: peroxisomal membrane. Gene Ontology annotation, biological process: peroxisome organization. The record is from RefSeq and is a predicted model, not a curated record. NCBI's taxonomy places the organism in Eukaryota, Viridiplantae, Streptophyta, Magnoliopsida, Arecales, Arecaceae.
AUCCCUAAAUUUUGCUUAUGUUUAUAGUGCAUACUGCUAAAUACGAGAAGAAUAAACAAGCAUUGCAGGCGAAGACUUGGGUGGGGGAAAGGGGAAAGCCGCCAUGGAGGCCUACAAGCUAUGGGUGCGGAAGAAUCGAGAGUUCGUCCAUUCUUUGGAAUCGUUGGCCAACGGCAUGACAUGGCUUCUCCCGGAGCGCUUCUCCAAUUCCGAGAUUGGUCCCGAAGCAGUAUAUGCGUUUUUGGGCGUAGUCAGUGCGAUGAACCAGCAUAUAAUUGAUACGACGCCGACCCGAAUCCACCCUCCGGGCUCUGUGGAUUCAUUUCCAUGGUCUUUGUGCAUCUCCAUGCUCAAAGAUGUUGAGGCGGUGGUCGAAGUUGCUGCCCAAUACUUUGCUGGUGAGGACGGCAAGUGGAAUUUCAUUGCUGCUACCGAGGCGAUGAAGGGUGUUGUGGAAUUGGUACAAUUCAGGGCAUUAGUUAGGUUAGCAGUAUUCCAUGAUAGCGGAUACAAGAUGCUCUUGCAAGGAGGGGAGUCAGUGAAUGUCCACAAGGAGCCAGAUGUUGCAGGAGUCCAUCAUGUUGGGAUUGGGAAUCCUGGAAGGUCUGUUGGAUAUCAUGGGCCUGGUUAUGUCCCAGAAUAUCAUGGCUAUGUACCCAGGAGUCUUGAAGGAAGAGCUAUUAAUGCAUUGAACCGGUUCGGAGAGAAUGCAAAAACGGCCUUGGAUCCAGAGUGGCUGAACAGGCUUCGAAGGACUUCAGAGUCUCCUGCAUUGCCAGUUAAAAAAUUGACACUUUCUAACAUUUGGUCCGAGAAAGGGCUUUCCGGUGGACUAUUUGUGACAGGGGAGGCGCUUUUUAUCUUGAGACCACUUAUAUAUGUUAUGUUUAUUAGAAAAUAUGGGAUUAGAUCCUGGACACCUUGGUUAAUUUCACUAGCUGUGGACCUCACUGGAAUGGGUGUUCUUUCUUAUGCCACAAGUCAAGGUAGUAGGAGUGGAGAUAAAUUUUAUCAGCUUUCCUCCUCUGAAAAAGAUGAGUUCAAAAGAAGAAAGCUGACAUGGGCACUUUACAUCAUGAGAGAUCCAUUCUUUGCCAAGUAUACCAAGAACCGGCUUGAGAAGACUGAUAAAUACUUGAGCCAAGUUCCGUUUAUUGGGUUCCUUACAGCUAAACUUAUAGAGCUUCUAGAGGGUGCUCAAACACGAUACACAUACACAUCAGGUUCGUGAGGAGAAUGAACCAAACCCAGGGGCUUCCCUGCUGAGACGGUCAUUGUUGGUCGGUUCUCUUGAUAUCUUGGCAAAUGCAUUUUGAUGAAUCAAGUUUUAUUAUUUAUGCGGAUCAACAAAUUUAUCUGUUUAUGUGCCUUCAGCAAUUUGUAAGGUAAAUUAUUGUAUAUGAGCUGCUUUCUCGAGCCAUCUUCAACAUGUUCCUAGAUGAACAUCUGUAUUUGAACUAGACAUUUCAUUGAUGUAAUCAAAAGGUGCAUAUGCAGCACAUGAAAUGAAAAAUUCAUGAGUAAAAAAAUCCUUAUUUAGCAUUCCA